This is a messenger RNA of Cydia strobilella, 4364 nucleotides long. RefSeq lists its product as uncharacterized. The record is from RefSeq and is a predicted model, not a curated record. The coding region runs from base 212 to 1897 and encodes 561 amino acids. The transcript has 4 exons. NCBI's taxonomy places the organism in Eukaryota, Metazoa, Arthropoda, Insecta, Lepidoptera, Tortricidae.
GGCGUCCUCCGAUUUUAUUCACAGAAAGUGUUCGCCAUAUUGCUUCCGUGAAUUCAGUGAAAUAUUUGUGCAUUUCUCUUCAAUUAUGACUGCAAUAUGAAAAUAGUUUAAAGGAAAACAAUCCUUGUUUGAUUAGUAACUGUGGCUAUACAUUUUUAUGCAGCUCAGACGUUAAAAUAACGUGAAAACGCGUCGAGCGGGCAGCACACCCAUGUCGUAUGAGAAGAUGGAGGUGGUGAAUCCGGCAGAAAAGGAGGCGAGUGAGGUUCUUCACUCGCUCCUGUCGGUGGAGCGCCGGAGUGUGGACAGCAAGGAGGCCAUAAUCGUGGCCAUUCCGCAAGACCAGAAUGGCGGAGGGGAGUAUGGAGAGAGCGCACAGUGGCACACGCCUGUCAUGGGCCAACACUCUGUGUUUGAGAUGGGAGCCUCUCAGAACAUGCAACAGCACAACUAUAAUGGUCACCAAGAACAGGUUUUAUGGCAAGGUCACACAAUCCAAGUGGAGAAUGGCGAGGCUAAUAUGCAAGGAAUGCAAGGUGCUUACAGCAUUGAGUUUUCAAAUGUUGAUGGUGAUGGCAUGGAGGUUGAAACAAAGCCUAAAAUGGAGAAAAAAGGUGGAGCUAAGAGGAAGAAAAAGGGAGCUGAAACAGAUAGCGAUGAAGAGGUCCUCGACAACAAACUUGAGGAUAAUCCUUUACAAGUGAAAGAAAGAUUAAGGAGAGGAUGUGAUUGCAAGGAUAACUGCUACCGUGGGCUUAAUCCAGAGGCUGUCUACCGUCACCGUCUCAACAUUGCUGAACUGACCAAAAGUGAACAUGACAUGUAUCUAAUGGGCAUCACUAUGGCCAGUUUGGCUAACCCGGCCGAAACAUCGCGCCAUAAGGUCAGGAGGAGACUGAGGGCGUGCUACGUAUACCAAGGAAGGAAAGUCUGUUUGGAGGCUUUUCUGUAUCUAGAAAAUGUAACACAUUAUCAGCUCAAACGUAUCAGGCAGCACGUCAUGACGCACGGCGUCGCGCCUCGGAUACACGGUAACGUUGGCAAGAAGCCCUACAACACAUUCACUUUAGACAUAUACAAACAUGCAACUAAUUUCUUAAAGGAGUACCUGAAACAGCAUGCUAGCUCGCCUAAAGACGUCCAGCCUUCGGGCGAACAGGGCAAGAAAGCCAGCAAGACCAUUAUUAUACAGGGAGACUCACGGAAGCACUUGUUUGAAGCUUACAAAGAAUAUGGGGAAAUUCUCGAGCCGGGAGUAAAACUGAUGGGAUAUUCCACUUUCCGUGCAUUCAUGAAGGACCAAUUUCCUCACGUCAAGUUCGCCACUAAGAAACAAGACAUGCCCAAAGACAUGGUUCCGUUCCGCAGCGGAAAAUGCAUGUCGUACGACAAGAAUAAGGACCCGAUCAGGUCGCAACAGGAAAAAGACAAGGUGGACCAUAAGAAGGCAGCUAUGGAGGCUAAGAAAAAGGAGGAUCACGACAGGGAGCAACACGUGCAGCAGCAGCAACAGCAGCAACAACAGCAGGUGCAGCAACAACAACAGCAGCAGCAGCAACAGCAAGUGCAGCAGGUGCAAGUGCAGCACCAGCAGAUGUCGAGCCAGCCGCACGUCGUGAUCCACCAGCAGCAGCCCGGACAGCAGUCCAUGCAGCAGCAGAUGCUCGUGCCGCAGGUGUCGCAGCACCAGCAGGUGCUGACGCAGCAGGUGGGCAGCGUGCAGCAGGUGUCGCAGCACAUGCAGCCGCUGGGCGUGUCGGACGAGCCGCCGCAGCCGGUGGAGAUGGCGCAGCAGGUGAUCCCGCUGGCCGUGGUGCAGCAGCAGCAGCAGGCGUACAUCGUGACGCCGGUGUCGCACUUCCAGACGCGCGUGCAGGGCGCCUGGUACAGGCAUUGACGGUGCUGCCACCGUCGCGCGGUAAGUUAGCGAGAAUACCUAGGUUACGCCUAUUCAGUAUUGAUAAACUGACAUAUAUAGCGACUAUCUGUAAGGAUAAAUUUAAUCAUAUUUACACCAGUAAAUUAGCAGUAGCUAUGUAGUUUAUUUUUGAAUGGUUUUAAAAUUGAUAGCGUUGUUUUACUGAAUUGACGGUUUAUGUAGAUCUUGCUGGUUAGAUUGCGAAUGUACCGAGUGUAGUUUUAUAUUUUCCGUGUGUGUUUAGAUGUAAAUGGAUCAUGAUUAUUUUAUUUUUAGACUAUCUAAGCGUUCAGGUGGUGUUGUCAAUCAAUAUUAAAUUCACUUUGAAAAGCAGUGCCUUUAAAAUUUAUGAUGUGGAUUAAGACAGCUAUGAUGUGUGACUUUCAAAAUACAGAUUUAACCUUUAAAUGCAUAUUGUUGCCAAAUGUAUACAAAGCAUUAGACAGCUCACAGAUAACUAAAUAAAAACAUUAUUUCCAACCAAAAAUAAAAAAAUCAUGCAUUUAAGGGUUAACAGAUAAAAUAGUACAUUUUACAACUAGUGUGAAAAGACAUUUCACACGUGUUGUAAACGACGUUUUUUAAUACAAUUGCGAAAAAAUAAUAAAUUAAUAUAUCAUUAGUAGAAUCAUACCACCAAACCAAACCAAAACCAAAAGUCCAGCCCGCGAUACUUGAGCUGCCGCAGCCCGCGAUACCUUCAUACUCGUGCGCGCCCCGGCCGCGGCCGCCGCGGGCCCGGCGCGGGUUGGUCAACGACACCGAGGAGUAACGAGUGAGGCCCUGGUACCUGCUCCGCGCUAAAUUACAUUUUAACUGCGUUUCGAAAGUAUAGUUUGGAACUAAAAAGUAAAAAGCACUAGUUCGAGAAAUUGAGCUUCUCGCACGCUACGCAGCCACAAAAAGUACCACUUUUUGAGCAACUGUAUUAAAAAUACAGAAUAGUAUGUAUUUAUGCAUACUAAGGCGUAAGCAAUACAAGUUGAUGAAGUACAUAUCACUUUAUUUUUAUUGGUUCAGAAAAAGUUGGUGUCUAUUUUUUUAUUUAAUAUUACAUUUUUAAUGGAUUUGUACUUUUGGAGCUUUUAGAUGAUUCCAUAGUCAAUCACUUUUUGUUCUUUGUUUUUGAUUUUAAUCGCCUAGCCUAGGUACAGUCGCCAUCAAUAACAUUGUAAUAUUACAUAAUGUUCAAAAAUAUAUAAAAAUACACUACUAACUUAAGCGAGUCGUGUUUAGAUAUUUAUAAGCACCUUGUUCACUUUGUAGUUGUAGGCCUAGCACAGGAGCGCCGCGACAGUAUACUCCAUCCCUCUAUGUAUAAUUAAUACAGUUAGAAAAAUACCGGUAGUCUAUCUCGCGGGCGAGAUACUGCCGCGCUUCUGUGCUAGGCCUACUGGUAAUUAUCUGAUGGCGACUACAAUCAAGUGUAAAAAUAAGCCAACAACACAAAAUGUUCCUAAACAUACUUAACACAUAAUAAGGUUAAUUCAGUCAUCAGUAAAAUAUCUUGGAGAAGGUUGAAAUAUAAAAGGUACUUCUUGGUCAGCUGUCAUCAAGGUUACUUGUAUAAAAAUGCUACUAAAGAUAGCCCUUGUAGGCAAGCGGCAAAGAGAUGUAAUAUUGCCUAAGAUUAUCUCAUUUUUACACUUGAAAGUACAAGCAAAGCUGGCAGCUGUCAGCUACAAAUAAAAGACUUCCAUAUAAUGGCGCUUAUGAAUUCCUUAGCCUAGUUUUUAGCCAGUUGAUGGGUUUUGGCUGUAUCUCCAUUGAUUGCGUUAUAAGAAAUAAAUUAUUUUAGUAUAGGUAAAACCAAUAUUUUAGUUGUGGAUGUUAUAAUCAUCACAUGCAUUAUAUCUUGAUCUUUCACAUCUGUCUAUGAUGUUGAAAAAAGGGAGCACUUUUAGGACGUAAGAGUUUACUGAUUUUAAACGUUUAUUUUAUCUUGAUUUCAUUAAUUAGAACAAUAAUAUAUGUACAUGAUACAUUUUUUCCCAUAAAAUUAUGUUUUAUUAAUUAUUUUAAUAGUGAUGUUUCGUUCUUGUCUUUUUAACAUGUUAAUAAAAUUUACUGACACAAUAGUUCUUAGCUCUGGAAAAUUCUCUUGAAUAUCUUAUAUUUCUUUAAACUACGUUAAGAUAGACUUAGUAAAUGUAACAAAAUAGAAGUGUGUAAUCAUUAUCAAUUUUACUACAUAUAGACAGUACAGAAUUGUGCCUAGAAAAUAUGCUUAUCCAUGUAUUUUUAUAGAGCAAUAAUGUGUGCAAUUCGAAGCAGAUUCGUGUUACAUAAUAAUUUUUCAGUACCUACCGACAUUGUGUGAGUGAUUGAUAGUUGUUCCACCUGGGUCUUCUUCGAAUCAGUAAUUCACUUAGCAUAAAGUUCGGCAUCUAUGUCAAAAUUGUAGGGAGACAUCAUGAUGUGAUAGAAAUUAAACUUUUAUACUCUA